This is a messenger RNA of Clonostachys rhizophaga, 1674 nucleotides long. Lineage: Eukaryota; Fungi; Ascomycota; Sordariomycetes; Hypocreales; Bionectriaceae. The record is from the annotation of a GenBank genome assembly.
AUGGAUAGUGCAACCAGUACCGCCGAUCCUCCAAGCAAGACAUUCGCCCUCAUCAUAGGAGCAGGCCCGGUAGGACUGGCAACAGCCAUCUUCCUCGCCCGUUAUGGCCUCCGCAGCGUAGUGCUGGAGCGGCAGAAGGUUCGGACAGACCAGCCGAAAGCCCAUGCGAUAAAUCCUCGGACGAUGGAGAUCUUCCGCCAGGCCGGCAUCUCCACAGAUGCCAUCAGAGUCCUCGGCGCCUCCCCCGCCGACGCCGACGUCGUGCGGUGGGUUGAGUCCCUGGUUGGUAUCGAGUACGGCAACUUCGAAUACGAGCGCCAGGACAAGGGCGUCAAGAGUGUCACCCCGGAGCCGUUCAUGAACAUCGCCCAGCCCAAGCUGGAGGCUGCUCUUCUGCACACUGCUCAGCGCACCGGACUGACCACCGUUUACCGGGGUUGGCAAUGGCAGAGCUGCACCGAGGUGCAAGAUGGCAACACUCACUCUGUGGCCAUCAACCUGGACACGGAGAAGUCGGUCUCGAUAGAGAGCAAGUACCUUCUGGCGUGCAAUGGCGCGCACUCUCGAGCUCGUGUGGCACUGGAUAUCCCAAUGGAGGUCCCAAGCAGCCCGUUUCCAACUGAGAUGACAUAUGUGUCGGUCGAGAUCCGUGCCGAUUGGAGGAAAUACAAGAGCGGAAUGCUAUGGAUCGUCGCGACGGCAAAUGACAUUAAGACUUUUAUUGCCUAUGAUCGUGCGUCGUGUUGGGUUUUCAUGUUUGCGAACAUGGACAACAGCCCCAUUGAGAAGUUCACAUCGGCAUACUGCCGAACGCUCAUCGAUACUGCUGUUGGCGAAAAGACAGAAUAUGAAAUCGUUAGGAUUGUACCGUGGACGGCCCAUCUUCGCAUUGCAUCAUAUUAUCGGUCGAAGAGAUUCCCCAGGGCCUUUCUGCUGGGGGAUGCAGCGCACGUAUUCCCCAACGCCGGUGGGCUUGGACUGAAUACGGGCGUAGCCGAUUCACACAACCUGACCUGGAAGAUCUACACCAUCGAGAGCGGUUGGACAGAGAACGCCGACUCUCUAAUGGAUAGCUACUCGCGCGAGAGGCGGCCCAUAGCCGAGGCGAAUCUCAAGCAGAGUGAUCGAAACCAGUUCGAUGUCAUGGACAUAUCCCGCACUAUAUCAACCACGAUGGGAGCGGAUCCUCAGACACAAUACCAGGAUCCCGAGAAGAGGCGAAAGAUCGUCGACGUCAUCACGAACAAUGUGCACUUAAAAGACCACCUAAACCUACAGAUUGGAUAUGUCUAUGGAUCAGACGAGGAUAUCCCUGCUGGUGGCUGCCACUUCAAGCCCCGAUGUGUCACAGGAGGAAGGCUACCGCAUGGCUGGAUCAGGCGUGAUGGCAAAGUCCAGUCGACCCUGGACUUGGUCAGUGGCUUCACCUUUGUUGUCUUUGCGGCAGCCGACUAUCCAGACUUUCCCAGCGAGCUGAUGGCGCCCAGCGGCAUCCCCGUCACUCCCUUGCAGCUCAACCGCGACAUUUUUGACGACGAUGGAAGCUGGUCCAAGGCGAUAGAUCUCCAAGAAGGUCGGGGUCUGGCGGUAAUCCGGCCUGACCAGCACAUUCUGGGACGGGCCACUACCAUCAGCGAGGUCAACGAGCUUUUGGAAAAGUGUAUGAAGGGGUAG